AUGGCGGGCUGGAAGGAGAGCGCGCGCCUACGGCGUCAACAACAAUAUGAAGCGAUUCCGCCCAGCUGGCGACUGAAAACUAUCCCUGCGGAUUUCAAGGACAGCCGAUAUGUGAUCGAACGAGCCGGGCUGUUGACAGCACGGGAACUGGAUAUCACGAGCACGGUCGGGGCGGGCAAGAUCCUUCGCAAAUACGAGGAAGGUGACUGGACAGUGGAGGAAGUCGUGACGGCGUUCUGCAAACGCGCCGCCAUCGCCACGCAAUUGAUCGGCUGCUGUACGGAGUUUAUGUUUGACGAGGCGAUCGCCCAGGCUCGUGAGUUGGAUCGGUGGUACGCUGACACGGGAGAGUUGGUGGGGCCGUUACAUGGUGUUCCUCUCAGUUUGAAGGAUAACCAGCAGGUUCGCGGUGUCGAUACGACGGUUGGCUGGGUGGGACUACUAGGUAAGCCGGAGUCAGAGGAUGGUUUACCUGUGCAGCAGUACAGGGCUCUCGGUGCGGUGAUCUACGUCAAGACGAACGUCCCUCAGUCGCUCAUGAUGAGUGACUCAUACAACCACGUUUGGGGCCAGAGCGUGAAUGCAUUGAGUCGAGCGCUGAUAUCGGGCGGAUCUUCUGGCGGAGAGGCUGGCCUGAUCGGCGCAAGAGGCUCUUUGCUCGGGAUCGGCACAGACAUUGGUGGCAGUAUCCGCAUCCCGGCGGCCCUACAAGGUCAGUACGGCCUCUGCCCCACGAUCGGUCGCGUACCGAGCCUAGACUCUGCUCGCGACCAGAAGUAUAUCGUCCGCCCUGUGUCCGGCCCAAUGAGCAACUCUCUCUCCUCGAUCGAGCUAUUCAUGGAGGCCUACUCGGCCAUCGAGCCCUGGACCAUCGAUCCCUCGAUCCAGCCCAUUCCCUGGCGCUACGAACUGGCAGUACCGCCCAAAGACCAGCUCAAGAUCGGGUACAUCGUCGACGACGGAGCCGUCGCACCCCAUCCACCCAUCCAACGCGCCGUCCGCGACGUCGUCCGGAAACUUCGACAAUGCGGGCACGAAGUGGUAGAGUGGGACGCCUCGGAGCAUCGCUCGGCGUACUAUGACCUCUGGGUGAAGGCGGUGCUGGCUGACGGUGGCAAGCGCUGUGAAGAUCUCUGCAAGCUGGUCGACGAGCCACUUAUCCCGGGCAUGCUGGUCGGCACCGCCGAAACGGCGCUCAACGCAGACCAGAAAAUGGAAUUGGCCGACGAGAUCUUCAAGUUCAAGACCCAAUACCUGAAGAAAUGGAAGGAGAGCGGCAUCGAUGCGCUCGUCAUGCCUGUCACUCCUUGGGUCGGCAUGCGACCAAAGCAGUGGGUCGAGUCCCAGCAGUACGUCGGUUACACCGCGCUGUGGAACCUGCUGGACUAUGCGGUGCUCACCCUGCCGGUGGGGCAGGUCGAUAGCAUGGUUGAUGACCCCGCGAGAGAUGCGGCUUGGAGAGAGUAUGGCCAAAGUAUGACGCGUGGGUUUAGCGAUGAGUACAAUCAUCGUCUUUAUGAGGAGCUGUGGAAUGCAGGUGUCAUCCAGGGCUUGCCCGUAAAUGUGCAGCUCGUUACGGGUCGGUUUGGAGAGGAGAAGGCUGUGGGGAUAGGGAAGGUGCUCGAUGCUCUGCCCUGA
Exophiala aquamarina CBS 119918 is the source of this 1638-nucleotide messenger RNA. RefSeq lists its product as uncharacterized. The transcript has a single exon. NCBI's taxonomy places the organism in Eukaryota, Fungi, Ascomycota, Eurotiomycetes, Chaetothyriales, Herpotrichiellaceae. The coding region runs from base 1 to 1638 and encodes 545 amino acids. The record is from RefSeq and is a predicted model, not a curated record.